AUGAAGACAGUUAAUUUCUAUGUCCUGAUGCUUUUCUGGGAAACAGUUUGUUGCAAUCACUGCCAGCUGUCCAAUGUCACACUAGCAGUGGAAAAGGAAGAGUGUGGCUUUUGCAUCAGCAUCAAUGCAACUUGGUGCUCUGGCUACUGCUUCACAAAGGAUCUAGUUGAUAAGAACCGACCAGUGAAAUAUGUCCAGACCGUCUGUACGUUCAAGACAGUUGUGUAUGAGACUGUAAAGAUCCCAGGCUGUGCCGGUCAAGCAGAAUCAUUUUAUUCCUAUCCAGUGGCAACAGGAUGCCACUGUGCGACCUGCAACACAGACAUCGCUGACUGCACCAGGAGAGGCUUGGAGCCAAGUUAUUGUUCAUAUGAUCAAAAUCAGAUCAGGGAGUGA
This is a messenger RNA of Rhineura floridana, 396 nucleotides long. RefSeq names its product follicle stimulating hormone subunit beta (gene FSHB). Gene Ontology annotation, cellular component: cytoplasm; extracellular region. The coding region runs from base 1 to 396 and encodes 131 amino acids. Gene Ontology annotation, biological process: G protein-coupled receptor signaling pathway. Gene Ontology annotation, molecular function: hormone activity. The transcript has 2 exons. NCBI's taxonomy places the organism in Eukaryota, Metazoa, Chordata, Lepidosauria, Squamata, Rhineuridae. The record is from RefSeq and is a predicted model, not a curated record.